UGUGGAGGGGGCCGACGGCCCGGGCGCUGACGGCGGCAGCAGCCCGGGGGGCAGCGUGGACGCUCGCGGCGCCGGCUGGGGUAUCACCGCGGGCCUCGACCCCGAAAUGGCGCUGCUGGCCGAGCACCUCCUGAAACCGCUGCCUGCGGACAAGCAGAUCGAGACGGGGCCCUUCCUGGAGGCGGUGUCCCACCUGCCGCCUUUCUUCGAUUGCCUCGGGUCCCCAGUCUUCACUCCCAUCAAGGCAGAUAUAAGUGGCAACAUCACGAAAAUCAAGGCCGUAUAUGACACCAACCCUGCCAAGUUCCGGACCCUGCAGAACAUCCUGGAGGUGGAGAAGGAGCAGUACGGAGCAGAGUGGCCCAGAGUUGGGGCCACACUGGCGCUGAUGUGGCUGAAGAGGGGUCUCCGCUUCAUCCAGGUCUUCCUGCAGAGCAUCUGUGAUGGGGAGCGAGAUGAGAACCACCCCAACCUCAUCCGCGUCAACGCCACCAAGGCCUACGAGAUGGCUCUCAAGAAAUACCAUGGCUGGAUUGUGCAGAAGAUCUUCCAGGCAGCACUGUAUGCGGCCCCCUACAAGUCCGAUUUCCUGAAGGCGUUGUCCAAGGGGCAGAAUGUGACUGAGGAGGAAUGCCUGGAGAAGACCCGCCUUUUCCUGGUCAACUACACGGCCACCAUUGACGUCAUCUACGAGAUGUACACAAAGAUGAACGCUGAGCUCAACUACAAGGUGUAG
Elephantulus edwardii (Cape elephant shrew) is the source of this 736-nucleotide messenger RNA. Its product is annotated as glycolipid transfer protein-like. Gene Ontology annotation, molecular function: ceramide 1-phosphate binding; ceramide 1-phosphate transfer activity. Bases 107 to 736 code for a protein of 209 amino acids. The record is from RefSeq and is a predicted model, not a curated record. Gene Ontology annotation, cellular component: cytoplasm; cytosol; membrane. Gene Ontology annotation, biological process: intermembrane lipid transfer; ceramide transport. The transcript has 5 exons. Lineage: Eukaryota; Metazoa; Chordata; Mammalia; Macroscelidea; Macroscelididae.